AUAAAAUGACGUAGCCAUGCAUUAAUUCACUACAUAAACUGUGUUCAGAUUUGAUUUAAUCUACAAUCGUUUUCUUCACUCAGGUUGUUGCAGAAAGAAAGAUGGACCGUAAUGAUGAGAGAAUCAAAAGAGCUUUAAGACGCCGCCCUUAUGUGUUGAAACCAGUGAGGGUGAACACCCCUGAUUCCGUGUUGUGGCCAACCGGCAAGGUGCACAGAAGGCCAAAGCCUUCUACUUCAGUGCAGACCCCUCAGAUCCACAAAAGGCCUCCAAUCAUUGUGAGCUAUGGGCAGGACCAAACAUCUGGGGAUGGAUGGAGCAUCAAUCCAGAGCCUCUCAGCCAGUCUGGAAGGGUGACUCGGCUGAUGGAGAGAAAAUAUGAUGUGACCUCAUCCUCCAGUUCUGAUGACUUUUCCAUCUACUCCUUCACUGACUGUGAAUCGGAGUGUGAUGAUGAGGAUCAUGAAAGGAGGACACCACCGCUGAAAGUUGAGGAUGGAAAGGUGACCAAGCUUGACGUGAGGGUUAUGGACGAGGAUGAUGAUCUGUCUCUCCACUCCUUCGAUGAGUCAGACUUCCUGAGCCCAGGGAAGGACUCAAGUCCUGUAUCUGUCAAGAAUGGUCUCUCUCCUCUUGUGACCUCAGCACACCGGAACCUGGCUGAAGCCCUACGGGCCCUGCCCUCUGCUGUAGGCUCUCCCUACCCAGUAAAUGUCCCAAGGCCUCUGACUCCUCUCAGCCCUGUCAUUAUCGCUCCGCCCCGAACAGAGAACUUCCCAUACCGCCACAGCCCUCGCCUGGCUCCCAUCACCAACCUGAGCGAGUCCGGCAGGAAGCUGCUACAGGAAAUGGCUGGAGUGGCCCCACAGGAAGGGAAGGUCAAUAAGAAAAACAAGGGCAAGGCCAAAAAAGUAGUGAAGCAAGAGAAGGCCAGUAAGAUGCAACAGAUGGGAAAUGUUGGAGAAAGUAAGGAGGAGGACAAGAAAGAGGAAAAGAAGAGUCUGUGGAAGAGGUUUCUUCAGUGGCUGCUGCCCAAACUGAGAUGUUCAAAGAAAUAAUGGCCAACUAUUACUUCUACCACACACACACACACACACACACACACACACACACACACACACACACACACACACACACACACACACACACACACAUUUUGAGUAUUGGUUAUUCCUACAACACACACAAACGUAAUUUCAGAGACAGGAAUUAUGAUUAGCAAAAUACAUAUAUUGGUCUCAUUCUUAUAUUUUGAGACAUGCAGCAUUAUAAAAAAAAAAACAAGAUAUUGGUCUCCAUCCAGCCUAUGAUAAUGAUUUGGAUUUUCAUGCUUAGGCUUGGAAAUAUAUCCAGGAGAAGCAGGGUCAACACCUCUACUCAUGUCAUAAGUGCCAUGACAUCUUUAGUAACCACAGAGAGAUAAGACCUCUGUCUCCACAUUCUCAUCCAAAGGACAGCACCAACCUUAGGGCAGUGUCACUGGUAUCCUUGGGCCAAAGUGAAGAGGUGAGGGCCCCUUACUGGUCUCCUUGCAAUAUCUGGUCUCCCACACAGAGAUGGAAAUCUACACCUGUUUAGACCCUGGAGGAUAUGGCUUCAGAUGAAAGACAGCAGAGAGAUGCAGAACAUAGAAGCUUCAAACACUGUGAUAUGCAAAUUCAGGACCAUUGUACACUGAAGUGGAGCAUGCAUCUGGUCUGAAGCAUGUCAAAAGAGUGCAAAUGAACUGGGACUGGAGGACUGCAUCAUAUUUAAACUAAAUUAGCAUGUAUCUGAUUUAGCUACACUCAUCUGUACUUGAAUUGUGCUGUUUGAAAUGUGUAUUUCCAAUAAAGCUUUUUAAAUUGCAA
Molecule: messenger RNA, 1850 nt
Organism: Salmo salar (Atlantic salmon)
Lineage: Eukaryota; Metazoa; Chordata; Actinopteri; Salmoniformes; Salmonidae
Source: RefSeq, a predicted model, not a curated record